CGGUGACGGCAGUCGGUCUCUGGUCGGCCACAAGAAUAGUCGUCCUCGAGGUCUGCCGCGGGAUUUCUUAAAGCUAAAGACAGAGACGCACUAUAUACCUAUAUACCUUAUAUAUAUAUAUAUAUACAUACAUACAUACAUACAUAUAUGUAUAUAUAUGUAGUACGUGCAUAUACAUCUAUGUAUACAUAGAUACGAUAUUACAUACACAUAUAAAUAUAUAUAAAUUUACAUACACACGGGCUACAUAGUAUGUACCAAUGGUACAUGGUUUUAUGGUACGUGUACAUCGGACGACGUGUGGAUUCUCGUAAUUAACGCGUUAAAAUUACCCUUCAGCCGUAUUAAAUAUUGUUGAAAAGAAAAAAACCAUUUACAGAUUAUUAUCAUUAUUAAUCAUCGAAGGGUGACGAUUAAAACAAUCUACACAUCAUCGAUCAACGGUAUUUAAUAUACGAAAAUUUAAAGAGCAACGUAUAAAGAGUAAUUUCUUCGUUAUUGUUGUAUGAUAAUUGAAAUUAAAUCGCAUUCGCUGAUCUAUUUCGAUCGUGUAUAUGAUCUACGAAUAAAACACCUAUCCGAAUAAUAGAAAAAUUAAAUAAAAGAAGCAAACACAGAUCAUCGAAAGAAAAAUCAAUUAUUCAUUGCUCCCUCGUGUGUGCUUAAUUUAUUUCAUUCAAUUUUUCGGUUUCUAAGUUAUUGUUGUAUCGAAAUAGAUUGAUUUUGAAAAAAAAAAAAAUUUUUUCAAAUUUUUCGUCUAUAAUCGUGUAUUCUGGAUGAACAGCGCGAAAAAAACUAAUCAAUUGGCAGGUAUGUUUUAAAACAACAGAAAAGGAAACGUCAAAAAACUUAAAAAGCAAUCGAGUGUGAAGUGGAUGAAAAUAAAAAAUUUUACAAUUAUUGUGCAACGGAAUAAUAUUGAUUAAAUUAUUGAAGUGAAGUUAUACUCGCCUUUACCGUUACUGUUGUUAUAAUCAUUUUUAUUUAUUUUUUUUUCAAUUUUAUAUCUUACGAAAAAGAUCUGAAAGUUCAUAUCCUCAUUUCUAUUGAUUCGGUUUUUCAUUUUAAUUUUACUCUCUUGUAUUUCCCUCGAAAUUCGGAACAGUGAUAAAAGUGUCGGUAAUUUAAAAAUGUUCGCUUCUGAAAUUCGUCAGAUUACUAGUUACUAGAUCGGCGAAAAUACAACAGCCAAAAAGACGUAAUAUACACAUCAAAUCUCUCGCCCGUCCCACAUCGCGACAUUUUUUUCUUCUUUCAAAUUCGAUAAAUUUUACAUGUCCGUCCGCGCCAAUCGUUGAUGAGAAUAAAAAAGAGGAGAAAAAUCAAACAACCGCGAGAACGACACGUAAAUCGAAAUUGAUAGAAAUACAAUAAUACACUCGUAUCCGUCGAAGAGAUAAAAAGAAAAAAAAAAGAAAGAGAAAAAAAAAAACUCUACGCACGUAACAUUAUUCCUGUACAUGUAUCGAGAUGAAGUUGUGUAAUUGCUCCGAUGCAAAUUUACAAACACGUGCUGCAGCAGCAGCAGCAGCAGCGACAACGCCAACCGAAACGAAUAGAGCAGCAUCAUCGUCGGUUGACAUCUCUGGCAACGGAAUUUAAUUUCAAAUAAAGGAUAUACAUACAUAUAUUUGUUAAAUAAAAAGUGUUGUGCAACAAUCGUUUGUAGUGUACGUAUACGUAUAUAACGGUUUUAUAAAUCAUAAUCGCGAGUUGAAGUGUGAAGGAAAAACGAUAAAAAGAAACAAACUAAUAUACGACAGCAGAGGGGGUGCGGUGCGUGUGAAAACAGAAGAAUCCGUCUCGAAAACCUCGGCAAAUCGUUCGUCGAUCGUUUGAGAGAGAGAAAAGAUAGAAAUAGAAAAAAGAGAAAAAAAACUAGAAACACAUCAGACGAAACGGUAGAGAGAGGGGACAAUAAACGAGGGAAGCAAAGGAAGAAUCUCGAAAACGAGAGGUGAAGAAAAAAUAGCAAAGCGUCCGGUGCGUCGAAGAAGCGACAAGUGUGUAAAUUUAAUAAAGUUAGCCGUCAAUAAGUCAGGGUGGUUCGAGGGGGGUCAGGAGGCGCGGACGCCCUGGCGACGGCCGGGGUGGCGUACCCGCCCGCGACGGCGACGUUAUUCCCUGCGCGAGGUCCCCCACAUACGGAAUUCGCCACGUUGGAGCUGGGUUUCUCAUCGCGAGGCACCGCCGCCUCUAUGGCGUUGGUGGCCCCGCCGCCCUCCUGGGCAUCGCGGGACCCAUCGUCGACCCUCGGGGGGGGCCCGCUCCAGGUAGGGCCCCCGCCCAUGCCACCGACGCACCUCACGCCAUCGGCGACACCCGAAGACAUAACGGCCCUCGUGCCCGUCGGAAGUGUUUUGACGCCGAGGGACCCCCUGCCCCCGAGCACCACGCCCGGUAGCCAGGCCAAUUCCUCCCAAUCGGGGAGCUCGCAGACUGAUAAAUCGCCGAACAUCGAGUGCGUCGUUUGCGGGGAUAAAAGCAGCGGGAAACAUUACGGACAAUUUACAUGCGAGGGCUGUAAAAGUUUUUUCAAAAGGAGCGUGAGGAGAAAUUUAACCUACUCGUGUCGAGGUGCUCGAAACUGUCCGAUCGACCAACACCAUAGAAACCAGUGCCAGUACUGUCGACUGAAGAAGUGCCUGAAGAUGGGCAUGCGGCGGGAAGGUAUGCAUUCUGUCCAACGGGGUCGAGUUCCUCCGUCUCAGCCGGCAAUACCUGGUCUGCCGGGUCAAUUUGCAUUGACAAACGGCGACACGGUGGCAUGUGCAAGUUUGAAUGGUCAUUCGUACCUAUCGUCGUAUAUAAGUUUACUUUUGAGGGCAGAACCGUAUCCGACGUCCAGAUACGGUCAGUGUAUGCAACCAAACAACAUAAUGGGUAUAGAUAACAUCUGCGAAUUGGCAGCGAGACUUUUAUUCUCGGCUGUCGAAUGGGCGAGAAAUAUACCAUUUUUUCCGGACCUCCAGGUCACGGAUCAGGUGGCCCUGUUAAGGCUAGUUUGGAGCGAAUUGUUCGUAUUAAACGCGAGCCAGUGUUCGAUGCCCCUUCACGUUGCACCGUUAUUGGCGGCCGCGGGUCUACACGCAUCACCUAUGGCAGCCGAUAGGGUUGUCGCCUUCAUGGAUCAUAUAAGGAUAUUUCAAGAACAAGUAGAAAAAUUAAAAGCACUCCACGUAGACUCCGCCGAAUACAGUUGCCUAAAAGCCAUCGUACUCUUCACCACAGACGCCUGCGGUCUUUCGGACGUAGGUCACAUCGAGUCCCUCCAAGAGAAAUCCCAGUGCGCCCUCGAAGAAUAUUGUAGGACGCAAUAUCCAAACCAGCCAACGAGAUUCGGAAAGCUCCUUCUUCGUUUGCCAUCGCUGAGGACAGUUUCUUCCCAAGUUAUAGAACAAUUAUUCUUCGUACGAUUGGUUGGCAAAACACCGAUCGAAACAUUAAUUCGCGACAUGCUUUUAUCCGGUAGCAGCUUUAGCUGGCCUUACAUGCCCUCGAUGUGACACUCCGUCUGGCGGCAGCUAGCUUCCGCGUAAUACCUCGCAAGGUGACUCAGAAAACGAAUUCUUCGUUCGUUCGGUUUUUCUCUUUCUUUCUUUCUUUCUUUCUUUCUUUCUUCCUUUGCUCUAUUGUCAUUUGAUUUAUUUUCCUAUUUUUUUUUUGUUUGUUCUUUCAAAAUUUUUCAGUCUAUACCGACGAUAUAUCUGUUAUAAUCGUUCGACGGCAUAUCAUGAACUUGUGAAACAAUUUCUUUUUAUUCUCAUAUUGUUCUGUUUUUUCUUUUCUUUCCCCUUAUUUCGCGUCAUAUUAUUAUCAGUAUUAUUAAUAUCGUUAUUAUCGUUAUCGUCACUCUUGUCGUUGGCUUUGUUAUUAAUAUUAUUGUUACGUAACUGGUAUUAUUGUUAUUGGUCACAUCGCUGUAAUAAUCGAAUCGCACCUCAAUGAUAUAUUCAAAAAUAUAUACCUCGCGAAUAUUUUCAAAAAUUUUAAAUCAGUUAUCGAUCAUGAGCUACGACGUAAGGUAAGCCGAAAUACAAAACCAAAAAAGAAUAGAAAAUCUCACGACAUUUAAGAUAAGUCGCUUAUGCAUAAAAAAUAAAAGAAAAAUUACAAGUCUUCCAGAAAAAAAAGACUUUCAUUAGAACGUAUUAAUAAUUCAUACAUUGGAUGUGAAAUAACGAUACAUACCUAGUAACGACGAUGGCAACGAUAAUAAUGAUAUUAAUAAUAGCAACAAUAAUAGUAACGAUAACUCUAACGAAAAUAGUAAUUCUACCGAUAAUAUUAAUGAUGUUAAUAAUAAUAGUUAUGUUACGUUACGUUAUACACAAUACAUAUUAUAUACAAUACAUAAUAUACGAUAAUAAAAGAAAUUGUUGAAAUUUAUCGAUCACGAUGAUUGAAUAAAUAGUUAAAGCUGAUGUGAAGCUAAUGAAACGAAGAAAAACAAAAAGAAAAAAAGGAGGGAGAAAAAUAAAAUUAUGUAAAUACAGUUAUAUGAAAGAAAAAACAGAAAAAAAAAAUCAACAAAAAAAUUGCAUAUUAAUGAUUAUUAUUACAUGUCAUUCGAACAUUUCUCAAGAGCUACAUAAUUAUAAUAAUACUGAGAAUAUUGAUGAUGAUAAUAAUAAUAUUAAUAAUGAUACUAUAUAUAUACAUAUAUAUAUAGUGUAUGAUGUACAUUAAAUAAUGUAAUAAUAUAAAUUGUAAUAAUAUUUUAUAAAUUAAUGGUAACAAUAAAUGAUAGUAAUAAGGAUAAUAUGGUAGGAGUAAUGAAAACAAAUAUACAUAAAUUAUAUAUAUAUACAUAUAGAUUACGCAAUCAGACAUGUAAAAAUAAAGAACAACAAUAAUUAUCAUUAUGCUAUAUGGAAAGGAAAAAAAACUCUUAAUGCGACACGUUUACUUACGUAUACAUAUAUAUUAAUUAUCUACUAACGUACACUUUCGCUGCUUUUAUAAUUUUCAAAAUCAAUGAAAAUCAACUUUCGAUCACAAGAGAAAACGAAACGAGAAGGAAGAAAAUUCUUGAAACAAAAUAAGAAAAAAAAGGAAACAAUGCAAGAAUAUGAUCGAGUGAUCAUCGCCUAUCAGGAUUAUUAUUUUUUUUUUUUGAACAACGAUAAUCGUAAUGAUGAUAAUAACAAUAACAAUAUUAAUAACAAUAACAAUAGAAAUAAUUCUACCGCGGAUAUUACACGAGACUGUAUCAGUCUAAAAUAAUAAUAAAUUUAGUAUACAUACCUAUACAUAUAUUAUAAAUAGUAAUACAAAAUGAAGAUAUAAUUACAUUAUUAUUAUUGUUAACAAAUACAUAAUGCGAUAAUAUGAUCGGGAAUUCAUCUCUCGACGAUAAACUGUAAACCUAAAUUAUAUUUAAAACGAAAUAUAUACCAUGACUUAAUUAUUAUUAUACCCUGCAACAUAUUUGUUGAUGAUUAUACGAUAAUCGAUCAUUGAUUUAAAAAAUGAAAUCAAAAAUCUAAUUCGUAAUAUAUGUUAUACGCAAAUAUGAUUAUACGCCAGUGCCAUUGUAACUCCGAAUGUUUCACACAGGGUCGUUCGAGCAAUUUUUUUUUUUUUUUGUUUUUUUAUAUUUCCCUUCAAUUUAUUACUCAGUGCAAGAAAAAGCACACAUAUUCGUACAGAUCUAAAAAACAAAAAUCAAAAUAAAUUAACAUCCAUCUCUUUUUUCUUGCUAUAUCCUGUAUAUUUGCACUUGUCAUUUGGCAGCACGCAUUGAAUACACAUAUUUUCUGAUUGGUAGAAACGCGUAUAAAGAAUACACACACAUGUAUAGUAAUAAUCACGCGAAUUAUUUCAACGAUGGGAGGCGAAAAUAGAUAAAAUAAAAUACGAUAUGUGAUAUAUGUGAGAAGACGAACGGACGAACAAAAGAGAAAAAGAUGAAAAGAGAAACUAAAAAAAGAACAAAAUGACAAAAAACCAAAAAAAAAAAAAAAAACAAGAAUUCGAACCCGGUUUAUUGAGACGGUGCUUUUUAUACUUUAUAAAUAUUGUAAAUUAAAUUUUUGUCAAAUAAGUGAAAUUAAAUGUUAAAAAUUAAACGAAACAAACGAAAUGAUGAAUAAAAUAUUACAUAUACCUAUGUAGAUAUUAUAAAUAUAUACUAACUAUUUACCUAAAAAAUAUAUAUAUACAUAUAUUAUGUAUAAAAAUGAAUGUCAGAUUAUGAAUACAUAGGUUAUAUUGCAUUUCUAUUAUUAUUAUCGUUAUCAAUAUUAUUAUUAAUAUCAUUUGUGCAACGUCGACUCGAUGCGAUGGAUAAUUUUUUUUACGGAUGAAAAGUAAAAAGCAGGAAAUGAUAAUCAUAAUAACAAUGAUAAUAAUGACGGUAGUAAUAAUAGUAAUAUUUCGAAAUAGAACAAUAAAUAGAAACGCAUUAUAUACUUAUAUAGAAAUUAUUAUCAUUAUUAUUAUACAUACAUACUACGAUAUUAAGGUAAUGUUUAGAUGAUAAAUGUGGCAAUGUGAAGCUAGUUACUUAUAGAAAAGAUUUUCUAGUAGGGGUGUAUGGGAAUACUUGUAAUAUUUGUUAAGGCGUCGUUUCUUAAUAAAAUGAAAAAAUAGAACAAAAUUGAGAUAACAAACAAGCUAGAAAUUAAAAAAUCGCAAAAUAAAUUCUCAAACUAUGCAGAAAAAUUAUAAUAACCGAGAAACAAACCCUCGUUGUCAUAAUACUUUAUACAUCGGCCAUCCGAGGAGAAGACGAAAGAUUAUAUCCGCAAGUAAACGUAUAAUUUAGUGUAUAAUUAAGAGGAAACAGAAACAGAUGGAUGAAAAAAAUCAAAUGCUUUACUCCACGAAUAAGAACAACAACAACAACAACAACAACAACAACAACAACAACAACAACAACAAUAAUAAUAAUAAUAAUACUUAACAACAAUAAUAACAAUUAAUAUUUGAUAAGUAGUAAGUAAGAAGUAAUGGGCGUUAUAAGACGUCAUUCUCUGUAUGUAAAGCAUAAAUUAGUAAUCAUGAUCAUUGAAGGAUUAUAACUACUACAGUUAUAUAAUAUACAUUAGAAUACAAUUAUUUAUACAUAUAUAGUAUAAUGUAAAAAGAAAAACGUGAAAAUUUUUGUAUAAAAUAUGUACAUAAUUAAUAUAUUAACAAAAAAUUAUGAAUAUAUAUAUAUGUAAAAAAUAUAUAUAUAUACACACAUAUGUGUAUUGAAAAAAGAUCAACAUUCUAUCCAAUAGGCAUUCGCUAUGCGUGUGAUUAUUAUUGUUGCUGAUUUUAUUAUUAUUAUUAUUAUUAAUUUAUUCUUAUUAUUGUUAUUACCAUCAGCAUUCUAUUGUUACUCUGAAUGAUUAUUCUUACUGCCUUCUUUUUCAUACGCAAGUUCCGAAUUUUAGCAUCUUUUUAUUGUAUGUGUACCUAGAGUUAGCAUGAUGUUGUAUGAGCUGUUCUUUUUUCUCUUUUUUUGUCGCCCUUUUUGUUCAAGAUCAUAUCAAAUAUAGUUUUAUAUAUAUGUAAAAAGUAAACUACAUAGUUAGGGAUGAUUGAGAAAGAAAUAGAUCCUUCGACUAUAAUAUAUUUUGUCUAGUGAAAUUCAAAAUAGGACUAACAAUAAGUACAAAGAAUUAGAAUAAAAAUAAGGAGAUGAAGAUGAAGAUGAAGAUGAAAAAGAAGAUACUCGUAUACCUAAUGGGGAAAGAAAAGGGAAUGAAAAGCUUGAAAACCUGCAACAGAAGUAUAAGGUCAAGAAGUCGCGAUCGCAGACGAAGUUGGUAUGUCGAAAGAAAGACGGAGAAGAGAGAGAGGCUCGGAAAUCACUUCACGCAAUGGGUAAGGGAGGAAAAAAACGCCAAUUCCAAUGUCUCUUUCGUAUAUCGAGAGAAAAAAGAAAAAAAGAAAGGAAAUACCUAACUAUUUAUUCGGUUGCAUCUGCAGGGUACGUAUACAAAAAUAUAAACCUAUAUUCUUUUUACGUAGGCACGUACGUACGCUCGUAUGGAAGGUAUGUGGUAAAAGUAAAAGAUCGGAGAAAUGAGAAGCCAGAAAAAAAAUAUCAAAACACCCGUAAGCAUCGAGGAGGCAAAAAUUUCUUCAACCCUAAAGACGAACAGAAAACAUGAAAAAAAACGUAUGUACACAUAUACGAAUGCAAUUCUCACAGGUAUUUCUUUGCGUUUUGAAUCCAAUUCUCUUUUUUUAUCAAACACAUAAUUAGCACGUCAUGAUAUUUCAGAUAUCUGUGAAAAAAAAGUAAUUAGGUAUUCAUGUUUUUUAUGUACAGGAUAAAUAUGUGUAUUAUUUCAAGCAACGAGGAUUUGACAUCGUACGGGAUGAUUUUCUUUCGUUUUAGCUGCAAAUUUUAAUAAGAGCUCGUGAAAAUAUUUUUCAAUCCUUUUGUUUUUCUUAAUUGGUAAUUCUGCAGUACAUAAUAUAUCGCACCUUU
Messenger RNA from Athalia rosae (coleseed sawfly), 8431 nucleotides. It is a transcript of the gene svp, whose product is annotated as steroid receptor seven-up, isoforms B/C. Gene Ontology annotation, biological process: regulation of transcription by RNA polymerase II; cell differentiation; anatomical structure development. The coding region runs from base 2199 to 3506 and encodes 435 amino acids. The record is from RefSeq and is a predicted model, not a curated record. The transcript is spliced from 4 exons. Gene Ontology annotation, molecular function: nuclear receptor activity; RNA polymerase II cis-regulatory region sequence-specific DNA binding; zinc ion binding. NCBI's taxonomy places the organism in Eukaryota, Metazoa, Arthropoda, Insecta, Hymenoptera, Athaliidae.